AUGCCUCCCGGCAUUUACCUUGGUCAUGACAGACCCCACCCUACUGUCUCUGAUAGACUACCUCAUAUUGGGGCUGAAAGGGAAUCGACACAGGAAAAGCCAAACACUUCACGCUUCAUCGGCAUCAUACAGGAUCCAUGGAUGGUGCAGUUUAUCUGUAUGUUUCUCGCCCCACAGCGGGACGACCGAUCCGAGAAGCUGAAACAACGCCGGCUGCUAACCGAGCCUUUCCGAUUUGUCCUCGUCCCGGACCUUUUGUCAUUUCUGACACCCUGUCUAUCAGAGACCGGAAUCCUCCGUGAAUUAGUCUAA
Penicillium taxi is the source of this 312-nucleotide messenger RNA. RefSeq lists its product as uncharacterized. Lineage: Eukaryota; Fungi; Ascomycota; Eurotiomycetes; Eurotiales; Aspergillaceae. The record is from RefSeq and is a predicted model, not a curated record. The transcript is spliced from 2 exons. The coding region runs from base 1 to 312 and encodes 103 amino acids.